CGGGAGCGAUGGAGGAGGCGGAGGCCGGUGCCGGGCCGAGGCGGCGUCGCCGUCGCUCGGGCGGGCGCAGCAGCUCGGAGCGGUCGCCUAGCCCCGACCGCCUGGACGUGAGCUCGCAGCGCUUUGACCCGCUGCUGGCGCUGUACUCGGAGCGCACGCCUCUGCCGUACCCCGCCGCGCCCUGCUUUAACAACCUGGCCGAGUACGAGAGCUUCCAUCGCGGCCUGCUCCGCGGUCCCGGCCGCCAGCGAGGGGCCUCGGCCCGCAGCAGCCGCCCUUCCGGGACGCGUCCCCGGAGCCGCCCUGGCCGUGCCCCCGCCGACCCCGAGCGCAUCGAGCGCCUCCGCAGCCUCAUGGUGGCCAAGGAGCCCGGGGAGGAGGCGGCCGAGAAGGCCAGAGCCCGGGGCAGGAGGGCGCCGCGCAACGUCCUCACCAGGAUGCCCCUUCAUGAGGGCAGCCCACUUGGAGAACUUCACCGCUGUGUCCGAGAUGGUGUUAAAGUCAAUGUCCAUGUUCGAACUUUCAAAGGGCUUCGUGGAGUAUGUACUGGAUUCUUGGUUGCAUUUGACAAGUUCUGGAAUAUGGCCUUGACAGAUGUGGAUGAGACAUACCGGAAACCUGUUCUGGGCAGAGCUUUCUAUGUCGAACCACAGUUGACCCUUAACAGAUUGUUUGACAGACUUAAGCUGCAGGAAUCUGUGGAUAAGAAAGGAACUGACGCAAAGAUGGCCGCAGAUCUUCCAGGCCUCUCGUGUGAUCCUAGGACACUUGGGAGGAAGGCUAGGUCAGCUCGGGGAAGAUCAGAAGAACACUGUGAAGCGAAGAAGCAUUCAAGCAAAGAGCGGGCACGGAGCUAUAGCCUGCCUCGAGCCUUUGGGAAGGAGGUUGAUCUGCCUGGCAGAAUCUCACAUACAGAGGGGACAAGUGCGAGCAGCACAAGAGGUCGGUCACGGAAAAAGCAGAGGCCAAGAGUGGAUUACCAGCAAGUUUUCACACGACACAUAAACCAGAUUUUUAUUCGAGGGGAGAAUGUCUUGCUUGUUCACCUAGCACAUUGA
Gekko japonicus is the source of this 1058-nucleotide messenger RNA. It is a transcript of the gene LSM11, whose product is annotated as LSM11, U7 small nuclear RNA associated. Gene Ontology annotation, molecular function: U7 snRNA binding. The transcript is spliced from 4 exons. Gene Ontology annotation, biological process: mRNA 3'-end processing by stem-loop binding and cleavage. The coding region runs from base 9 to 1058 and encodes 349 amino acids. Gene Ontology annotation, cellular component: U7 snRNP. The record is from RefSeq and is a predicted model, not a curated record. Lineage: Eukaryota; Metazoa; Chordata; Lepidosauria; Squamata; Gekkonidae.